This is a messenger RNA of Phanerochaete carnosa HHB-10118-sp, 3066 nucleotides long. RefSeq lists its product as uncharacterized. Lineage: Eukaryota; Fungi; Basidiomycota; Agaricomycetes; Polyporales; Phanerochaetaceae. The transcript has a single exon. The coding region runs from base 20 to 688 and encodes 222 amino acids. The record is from RefSeq and is a predicted model, not a curated record.
CUACACUUCACUGCACAAAAUGGCCACGUCGACACUGCGCGUGCCCUUCUCGAGCGUGGUGCAGCUGUCGACUCGCAAAACAAGAACAACUGGACACCGCUACAUAUCGCUGCAGAAAGUGGCCACGCCGACAUUGCGCGUACCCUUCUCGACCGCGGUGCAGCUGUUAAGCUGCAGAACAAGAACGGCUGGACGCCGCUACAUAUCGCUGCACAAGAGGGCCACGCCGACGUUGCGCGUAUCCUUCUCGAGCGCGGUGCAGCUCCCAAGUCGCGGAACAAAUAUGGCUCGACACCGCUACAUGUCGCUGCAGAAAAUGGCCAUGCCGACACUACACGUAUCCUUCUCGGGCGCGGUGCAGAUGUCAACCGGCAGAACAAGAACGGCUGGACGCCGCUACAUUGCGCUGCAGCAAUUGGCCACGCCGACAUUGCGCGUAUCCUUCUCGAGCGCGCUGCAGAUGUCAAUUCGAAGAGCAAGGACAGCUGCACACCACUACAUUGCGCUGCAGCAAUUGGCCACGCCGACACUGCGCGUACCCUUCUUGAGCGCGGUGCAGCUGUCGACUCGAAGAGCAAGGACGGCUGGACACCGCUACAUGUCGCUGCACAAAAGGGUCACGCCGACACUACACGUACCCUUCUCGAGCGCCGUGCAGCUGUCGACUUGCAGAACAAGGACGGCUUGACGCCGCUGCAUGUCGCUGCAGAAAAUGGCCACGCCGACAUUGCGCGUACCCUUCUCGAGCGUGGUGCAACUGUCGACGUGCGGCAACGGGACGGGUGGACACCGCUACACAUCGCUGCAGAAAAUGGCCACGCCGACAUUGUGCAUACCCUCCUCGAGCGCGAUGCAGCUGUCGACUUGCAGAACGAGUAUGGCUUGACACCGCUACAUGUCGCUGCACAAAAGGGCCACGCCGACACUUCACGUACCCUUCUCGAGUGCGGUGCAGCUGUCAACCCGCAGAACAAGGACGGCUGGACACCGCUACAUAUCGCUGCACUAACUGGCCACGUCGACAUUGCGCGUACCCUUCUCGAGCGCCGUGCAGCUGUCGACUUGCAGAACGAGUACGGCUUGACGGCGCUACAUGUCGCUGCACAAAAUGGCCACGCCGACAUUGUGCGUACCCUUAUCGAGCGCGGUGCACCUGUCGACUCGCAGAACAAGAAAGGUGCAACACCGCUACAUAUUGCUGCACAAAAUGGUCACGUCGACAUCGUGCUCACUCUUCUCGAGCAUGGUGCGGCUAUCAACGCGCAGGAUAAGGACGAACGAAGCCCGUUGUUUUACGCGGCCUCGAACGGGCACAUCGGCGCUUCCCGCGUUCUCCUCGACAACGGUGCCGGCAUCGCAGCUGUGGACAUGAAGGAAUUACGCGCGCCGGACCGCGCGAAGGCGAAGGGACAUACUGAGGUCAUGCGCCUGCUUCUCGACCACGGCGCCGAAGAGAACCCACCACAACGAACCUGCGGCCUGAGACGUGCAUGGAUAUCACACAGAUAGGGCAUGCCGCACAUGUGCUGUACAGCCCGUAACGCGUUCACGGAGGAUAGGCGAUUUGGAGGUUGUGACACUGUUAGGAGGAGACAAGCGGAGGAGAUGGACAGGCGAACAGUACGCAAGGUCAAAAGCUCCGGUGCGGCGAUGUGAGAAGUAGGCGAAGCGACAUCUCGAGGGGCAAUCCACCAGUCUAGCCAUAUAUUUUUGUGCUCGUUCAGUGUAUAUUUCAUAUAUUCUUAGAGGAUAGAACACUAGAGGAUUAUGCAUAUGUUUUGCCACUGUAGAAUCAAUAUCAUACUUGUAUACUCCGCUGCUGCAAAUCCUACCACACCCCGCCUGUCCUCAAGCUAGCAUAGCACCCUUGUUGAGAUUGUCGAGGCAGACCGUAUCAUUGCAAGUGUACCCUCGACGAUCCGUCUUGAUUAUCCCGCUCUCCUACGCCGUCUUGAGGACCGCCUCGUCAUUGACGAUUGCGACGCCCAUGCCGAAUUGCAUCAUGGGAAACGGCCUGAGGGUACACGGGGACUGGCAGCGGAGGAGAGUGGGUUGCAUCGUGCAUGACAAAGUCGCGGUGACGGAAAGGGACAGGAUUUAAACUAAUAGGUGAGUUUCACGACAUGCUUAAAAACUCGCUACGUGCUUACUAUGCUCCAGCUCGCGGGUGUGCGCGACGGCAGAGACGCCACGAGAAGCCAGAGUGCACCCUCAAGCAGGACACCUUGGCGCUGACAUUCGGCGGAGAAGAGGAGUGCCCUAGGUGACGGCGGCUUGGUCGUUGCGGACGCGCUCGGUACGGGCCGCAGCCUCGGUAAGGAGGCGCCCCUUCUCAAGCUUCGCGUCGACAGUUGUGAGAUCAACUGGGAUGCUGAGGACCGGUAGCUUGCGCUCCUUCGCAGGACCGUCAAGAACGGCACGGGCAGAAUGAGGCUCGAGUAUCGGAGAAGGAUGGGAAGUGACAACGGGCCCAGUACUCGGGAUGACGAUGGAAGGCUUUGGAGAUUCGCAAACGUCCUCGUCGACGACCUUCUUGGAUACGCGCGCACAAGAGUGAGAGCGUACGCCGCCACGAACAAUCGGGAGCCAGUGUUGGCGGCAACGCCCUUCAGUAAGAUCCCGUUGAGGGCAACACUGAUACCGAGAAGAACGGCGAUCCACUUGGACAUGACGAAUGAUUAAGAUGGAUCAGCCGGACAUGAAGUUCUCGACGAUUUCGCUGGUAUUGGCUGUCCACGCGUCAGCACUAGUGCAGCCGGAGCGCACACUAGAAGUGGAAGCGAUAGGAUGCGCCUGCGUAGCUGCUGGAACAGCACGAACGUAGAUGGGAGACGUAAUCUUCACAUAAGUCGAAGCAUCGCUGACGACGGUGGUUGUUUCCACUUCGGCCAGAGCGGAGAGGACGGUGGUAGCCUGGGGAGAGGUAGAAUCGACACGUGGAGGGGGGACAGCGGUCUCCAUUAGUACGGGAGUGUGCUUAUGGCGGCGUUCAGGAACAGUUGCUGGGGAGAGUAGCGUCGUGCAGAAGUUAGUGGUGCGCAGCGUGAGGAAGGUCGCUAGCUGUGA